AUCUGGAUGCUAUAAGUUUGAAAGGGGUGUUGUAAUAUAUGACCCAGUUUUGAAAAACAUGGAAAAGGGAUUGGAAAUCCGAUGAAACGUACGCGAGUUUCGAGAAGAAUAAUGAAGAUUUUGGUGUCUGAAAAUUCGAGAUCCACAAAGUGAAGAAGAGUGAGUGAGGGGAUUUUGGUAAAGGAAGUAAAGGGAAGUUGGACUCGUCAAACCCAAUCAUUUUGAAUGCUUCAAGUUAUUGAAAACAGGGGAUUCUUGAAUCUUGGAGUGGGAAUCCCAUGAUGCAUUACAGCUUCCUCGUAUUCUGCUUCCACGUAUUCUGCUUCCACUUCUCUGUCUGCUCUGUUGUCUUUGGAUGUUGUCUUUGGAUGAUGUUGUCUUGUCUUUGGAAAAAGUAAAAGACUAGAUUGAAUCGGGGGUCGCUCUUCUGGAACACCCAUCUCGGCCCCACUUUGCUUCUUCCAAACCCCCUCUAUUUAAUCCCCCUCUCCUCCUCCUCUGCACUUCACUCUUCCAACUUCCAACAUUUCUUUCAAUCCAUUCGCACCUAAACGCCUUCCAUGGAGACAGUUGAGUUCAAAGUAGAUAUGGUCGGAAUCCACGAGAAAAGGCUCAGGAAAUGUCUGUACAAAUUGAAAGGUGUGGAGAAGGUGGAGGUGGACGCGAACAGCCAGAAGGUGGCGGUGACCAGCUACAUUCACCGGAACAAGAUACUGAAAGCGAUGAGGAGAAGUGGUCUGAAAGCCGAUUUCUGGUCGGCCCAAAACGAGCUUCUUAAUGCAUACGCCGCCACUUAUGGAGCCUUCAGAUUCUGCUCCUACAACACCUUGUUCUAGAACUUUUACCAUUUUUGUUUAAUUUAUUUUUGUGGGAGGGGUAUAAAUAUUUUCAUUCAAGCUGGCAUUCAACGGCCUACUGUAAUUUUAAACACAAGCAACUCCAAAACAAAUCUCAGAAUGAAUAGCUUUUAGUUGGAAA
Messenger RNA from Cucurbita pepo subsp. pepo (vegetable marrow), 978 nucleotides. RefSeq names its product heavy metal-associated isoprenylated plant protein 30. Gene Ontology annotation, molecular function: metal ion binding. The record is from RefSeq and is a predicted model, not a curated record. NCBI's taxonomy places the organism in Eukaryota, Viridiplantae, Streptophyta, Magnoliopsida, Cucurbitales, Cucurbitaceae.